Corythoichthys intestinalis (scribbled pipefish) is the source of this 3328-nucleotide messenger RNA. RefSeq lists its product as uncharacterized. The transcript is spliced from 25 exons. The record is from RefSeq and is a predicted model, not a curated record. The coding region runs from base 195 to 2759 and encodes 854 amino acids. Lineage: Eukaryota; Metazoa; Chordata; Actinopteri; Syngnathiformes; Syngnathidae.
AGGGGUUAAAGUGAACUAAGUACAAAAGUGGACUACACGCCAAGCGGUGGCACUAGUGACGACCUUACGCACACAUAAACACGCUCACUCAACGUAGAAGAAGAAAGGCGACAUCGGAGUGACCGGACGUGUCGUCACAGUCGUGUGUUUGCAAACCGCGCGAAAGAACUCCUUGAAAGUUUGUUAAAGUCGCCAUGGAGAGUGGAUAUAUUAUCAUCAUAAGCGAUGAUGAAGACGAGGACUGCAUCUACGAUGUAUCCAGCAAUGAACCGCCACUCAUAAUGGAGACAGCGAUUGUGGCCCAGAAGGACUCCACAGUGUCUUCUAGUAAGAGGGACGAAGAACUUUUUGUGACCUCCUUCCGUCCGGCUCAGGUGUUGCCCCAUGCCCGCUUUGAUUGCCCCCAACAUCCUUUCACAGCUACAGACGACUGUGAACAUCCCGUGCCUGGGAAUGAGCUCCUAUGUGAGCAGUGCUUCUGUUACAUCUGCGACAAACUGGCAGCCAGGUGUCAAAAGUGGCAGGUGAGUGGCCUGUGCCAUUGCAACAGCCACAAGAAGAGCGACUUCUGGAACACGCAGAGAGACGUUUCGCUGUUGGGCCACCUGGCCGCCUUCAAGUUUUCGCUGUCUGAGGUUGAUGGCCACCUCCGGCAAGCGGAGUCCAUGUUGCAAACCUUCAAAAUGGAGCUCAGCGCUCAGAUAGCAUCUGCAGUGUCCAGUUCGCGUGACGGCGUUUCUCACGACUACAAAUCCAUUCAUAAGUGCAUUUUGGACUUUAUUAACAAAGCGGAUCAACAAGAUGGCCGGGCAGCAGCUAUACUGAGGCUAAUAGCUGUCCAGGAGUUGCUUCAACUUGUGCAAGUCGGAGGGAUUUGUGCCCAAAUGUGGGCUGACUCGAAUUCUCCAGCAGCGAAUCUUAUGCAGAGGUUGGUGUCAUCACUGCAGAAGCAAAUGGUCUUGGACGUGUUCACGUCAGAUUUCAGAAGAAAGCUACAGGCCUUCUAUAGAACUUUAAGUUUCCCUCCCCAGCUCAAAAGUAUAAGUGCCAGUAUGGACGUGCGACCUUGGGACGACAUCCUGCUGGCGUCUGUGUUGAAAGGGCAGAAUGUGGACGGUGUGCGCAACAACAGAGGCAAAAAGGACUCUCUACUUGAGGAAUUUAAUAUUGUUUUACUCAGAGCAGAGCGACUGCUGGACCAGAAUAGGUUCCGAGAGUUGAAUCGCUACCUACGUGUCGUGCGGACAAAUCAGCCUGGUCGCUUAUUGGUGUUGAAGGACUACAUCCCCCUCUUCUUAUGCAUGGAAGGCGAUUUUGACUCUGCCCUUACCAGCUUCUUCCAGACAUGCAGGGGACCUGCCUUGCGCAUCUCAGCUCAACAGUUCUAUUUCUACUUGCGUGUGCUUGACACUGCGACGGUGCCUAAGCUGUCCUUCGGUCCUGAGUGUAAGCUCCGCAUCACUGUGGAUAAGUGGUGUCCGAUCGAAGGUGCAAUGCCGCUGCCGCGUAUAAGGCUUGUACGCUUUGCCCUCAAGGUCCUCAAGCGCUGUCCGGCCAGCCAGAUAAACUCCAACUUUUGGACCCAUUUGCUCAAAUUUGUCCUCGUGACUCACCAGGCACCGAACGGUGUCCCUGAACCCAGCCAGACUUUCCUACAGGAAGCUAAAAAUGCCGUUCAUUCCAUUUUGAAUGAUAAAUCCGGUGACCUGCAGAUCCCACCUCACUUUGUGUCGACGUUCCCAGAUCAAGCCUUGUUGCUGCUGGUCACAGGAGCCUUGAGUGACAUGUUACAGUCUUUGAGUCUAAUCAUUCCGGUCCUAUGCCCAUUUGAGAGGUGCAUGUGGGCUCUCCACUGGUUUUGGGAGAACCUGUUGCCUACCGUCCAAAGCCGUGUAGCCAUCGUACACAAGAUCUAUCAGGAACUGGUGAACCGAGGAGGAAAACCAACUUCAAGACAGAUUGAAGCCGUCAGACAAGUUCUGUGGCCACCCGCCAGACUGUGGGACCAGUAUCUGCAGCUGAAGGACUUCUUGCCGUUCCUGCUGUGCCUGGAGGGCAAAACCCAUUCAGCGCUGAGAGCAUUCUUCACGGACAAAGGCCCCGCAGCACACCCCACGCCUCAAACUUUCCCGGUGUACCUCCAUUUAUUCCGUACAUCCACAGUGCCCCAGAUGAGUCUCACCCCAAAGGGGGAGCUCUCCGGCCAUUGGGGCACAUGGAAAUGCAUCAAAGGUGCGGUGCCACUAAAUCGCUCCCAGUUGGUGUCCUUUGCACUCAAGGUCUUCAGGUCCUACCCAGCCUGCUGCACCAAUUCCCAAUGUUGGAUUAGUCUGCUCAAUGUGGUGACUGUAACAGAUUCACUCAGCACCAUCCCAGAACCAAGUCCUGCUUUCAUGCAAGAAGCAGUCGAAGUUGCAAACUCUGUUCUGUCCUCCUAUGAAGAGGGGAUCAUCUCUGACUUUCAGAUUCCACAGCACUUUUUGAAGCUGUACCCAGAUCAAGCAUUCUUGCUGCUGGUAACCAAAGCUUUGAGACAGGUCAUCCUCCUUCCUGCUCUCAAACCAAUCAUCCCAAUUCUCAUAACCUUUGAGAAGAACCUUUGGGCUCUGCAGUGGUUCUGGGAAUACUUGUCCGGUGAUGACAACCAAGUCGCCAUCAAGAAAAAGAUAUAUUGUGAGCUGCAUGAAUCAGAUGGUGCGAUUUCUUUCGAGUCCAUCUACCAUCUUUUGAAUCAGACAUCCACCACCAGGCACCAGUAAUUCUUCUGGUGUGAUUGUUACUGAGUGGCUCUACUGCGUUUUAGUAGGACACAUUGUACUUGUAAUAUAGGCCUCAAAGAAAUGUUGACUGUAAAAAAAAGUUGCAUGCAGUCAUGUGAAUACUUAAAAUCCGCACAAAUAUGUUAUUCCAUACUGAAAAAACAGCUUAAAAGAACAUGUGUUGGCAUAUUUUGAGUGCCAUUGUGUAUUUUUACAGAUUUUUCUGUGUUGAAUGUAUUAAAUGCAAAUUUAAAUCACACUCUUAUGUGUCAAAUUAUGCUUGUUGACAAACUCGCCUCAUUGUUUCUGUACUAAGACCAAAACACUAACGGAUUUACUUUGGCCCCAUCUAGUGGCAGUUUGUCCUAAAGGAAAAUAUGUGCAAGUGAUUUGAAAGUUGUUGUUUUUUUUCCGCACAGGUUUGAGUGCAUUUCCCCAUUAAUCACACGUUCAGGGUUUAUGUGGGUCAUUAAAAAGCAUUAAAAGUCAUUCAUGGAUUUGGUUAAAAUUCAGGCCUUAAAAGCAAUUAAACUCAAUGUUUGAGGCAUUAAAAUUUUAAUUUUUAACUU